Molecule: messenger RNA, 1475 nt
Organism: Branchiostoma belcheri (Belcher's lancelet)
Lineage: Eukaryota; Metazoa; Chordata; Leptocardii; Amphioxiformes; Branchiostomatidae
Product: MAP3K12-binding inhibitory protein 1-like
Exons: 10
Coding region: 93-1121 (342 amino acids)
Source: RefSeq, a predicted model, not a curated record
UCAAACGGGAUUUCCUGCACGCCUGCUGUGUUGUUGUGUGCCAGGUGUUUUUGUGGGCGUUAUAAACCCUACUUUACUUUUGACAAAUACUCAUGGAUUUGGAAGAAAUGGAGGCAGAGACCCUUGAUGGAGAACCUGUCUUAGUUGCAGUUCUUGACGCGUUCAAACAGUUUCUUGACAAGCUGAGAGUUGACCCUUCAGCUGCAUCUCUCCAUCUGGACAGAACCAGACUAUCUCAGCAGCAGGUGGCACAUGGAGUCGUGAUGGAGCAUCUGACUCAACUCUGCAACAAACUCCAGAAUUUAAAAGACACACAGACAGCAAUGAGUAUUGGAGAUGACAUUUCACUUCAGAUGGAAUGCCCCACACCACUGGAAGAACAGGUUGUUAAAGAAGAAUUCCAUGACUGUAAACUUGGGGACUUACCAGAACUGCCCCUCCCAGAAGUAGACCCUAAUCUGGUGCAGAUCAAGGCCAGCAAAGCUGAGAUUGAGAGAAGAAUCCAAGCUUUUCUGCAGAGGAAACAGACAGAGGUUGAUGAGAACAACAGAAGAGAGUUUGGGGCUGUCAAACCCAGCCUGCCAGAAGGUGGAAGUGUGACAGAGCCAGACUUCAGCUGUGCCAGGACAGAUGCAGUGUACCAGCCACGGGUAGGCAGGAGCCACAUCAGAGUUUGCAGAGUAGUGAACCCAUAUGGACCCCAGACCAGACAGACACCUGUCCCCAGAUCGACUACUCCCUCACAGACAGUUGUGAAGUCAGAGCCUGGUACAUCACCAGCCGUGCCGUCCACAGCAGCAGCUGUGUCAGAGGGGAUAGAGGAGCGGCUGAGAAACAUGGAGUCUCAUCUCAAGGUCAAGUCAGGAACACAGGUGAACACAGAUAUCUACAGCCGACUGAAGCAGCUGGAGAACCGAAUCCUGCACCUGGAGGGGCUGUCACCUGAGUACUUUCAGCUGGGGCCGGCUAUAAAGUUCCAAAAGCAGGAGCCAGGCAGCCAUGUCCACCAGGAUAUGAGCAUAGAGGAGAUAGAUGAGCGGAUGAAGGCCCUGCGAGAGUCCCUCCUCAGUAAAAAGGACACUUUGCUGUACCCAACAACCAACACAGAUGAAUUCCAGUGAACUUUUUAAAGUCAGUUUCACAUAAAAAAAGGCAAACAUCUUGAUGUACAAUCAGAAGCCUGCAUUUCCUCUCUGGCAUAAGUUGGAUGUCAUUCUACAACAUGGAACAAUGGAUUGUAAAAUUAUAGUAGAGUUGAAUGAUCAGUAUUAAUGACAAUGUUGUUUUAGAAACCAGCUUGUACGCACAUUAUAAUUACUGUACAGUGGGUACAAUACACUUAUGAGUUGUCAUGCUUUACUUGGUUUGGGGAAAAGCUUGUUACUUCACAUUGUCACCUAUCCCAUGUACAUCCUGUAUUCCAAUAGCAAAAACCUAACACUCUUAUCUUCAAAAGAUUACCAACUUGUAGUGAU